This is a messenger RNA of Effrenium voratum, 1107 nucleotides long. The record is from the annotation of a GenBank genome assembly. Lineage: Eukaryota; Dinophyceae; Suessiales; Symbiodiniaceae.
AUGAAUGUCGUGGAGGGCAUGAAGUUCGACCGGGGCUACAUCUCCCCAUACUUCAUCACGGACACCAAGGCUCAGAAGGUCGCCUUCGAGGAUCCCUUGGUCCUCAUCUACGACAAGAAGAUCUCCACGGUGCAGAGCAUCCUGCCGGUGCUGGAGCAUGCCAUGAAGGCCCAAAAGCCUUUGCUGAUCAUCGCGGAGGACGUGGAGCAAGAGGCGCUUGCCACGUUGGUGGUGAACAAGCUCCGCGGGGGCCUGCAAAUCUGCGCCGUGAAGGCCCCGGGCUUCGGAGACCAGCGGAAGGCCAUGCUGCAGGACCUCGCGGUGCUCACCGGGGCUGAGCUGCUCAGCGAGGAGACGGGCCGUAAGCUGGACGACGCCUUCGACCCGGAGGUCUUGGGCAGUGCCAAGACCAUCGAAGUGACCAAGGACGACACGGUCAUCCUGGACGGCAGCGGCGGUCAGGCAGAGAUCCAGGCGCGCUGCGAGCAGAUCCAGGCGGCUGUCGAGGGCACCAGCUCGGAGUGGGAGCGCGACAAGCUCAAGGAGCGUCUCGCCAAGCUCUCCGGGGGCGUUGCCGUCAUCAAGGUGGGCGGAGCCUCUGAAGUGGAGGUGUCUGAAGUGAAGGACCGCCUGAACGACGCCUUGAACGCCACCCGGGCGGCAGUGGAGGAGGGGAUCGUGCCCGGCGGCGGCGUAGCCCUCCUCUAUGCCUCCAAACAGCUGGAGGGGCUGGACCUGGGCUCCUUCGACCGCAACGUGGGGGUGGACAUCAUCCGCCAGGCCAUGCAGGUUCCGCUGAUGUCCAUUGCGCAGAAUGCGGGGAAAGAGGGCGCUGUGGUGGUGCAACACCUCCUGAAGCAGAGCGAUGACAAGCUCGGAUACAAUGCGCAGACUGGCGAGUACGUGGACAUGAUCACCAGCGGCAUCAUCGACCCCACAAAGGUGGUGCGCUGCGCCUUGGCGGACGCCGCCUCGGUGGCAUCCUUAAUGACUACCACGGAGUGCUUGGUGACAGAGAUCCCAGAGGAGAACAAAGGCGGAGGCGCCGGAGCUGGCGGCAUGGGCGGCAUGGGCGGCAUGGGCGGCAUGGACGACGACUGGGACUGA